Messenger RNA from Funneliformis mosseae, 279 nucleotides. The record is from the annotation of a GenBank genome assembly. NCBI's taxonomy places the organism in Eukaryota, Fungi, Glomeromycota, Glomeromycetes, Glomerales, Glomeraceae.
AUGCAUUCAGAUUAUUUGGUUACAUUUAAACCAGAAAAAGUUGCAGGAUCCAGAGCACAGUUGGUAGAUAUGCAAGACUACAAGAAGUUUCUUUUGGAUUAUAAGAAAUUAUCAGAUGGAAAGAAAAAUUUGACAAUUAUGGCAUCUUUAAAGAAAAAAGAAAAAAGAAAGGAUAUUUUAGAUUCUGAAAAAUCAGAUUAUGAAGAUACUAAUUUGUGUAAAAAGAAUAAAAAGAAAAGUAUUGUGAAAUUGGAUGAUUUUUCAGAAAUAUUACAAUAA